AUGGAGGUGUCGCGGCAGGCCAAGUGCGUGAGCAGAGAGAUUCCCCUGUACGCGUUAGUAGCAGGCUCGUAUCGAGUCGUGGGCGCGGAGGACGGAGAUGCGGAGCCGCCUUUCAAAGUACACUUGCAGCUGACCUCUCCCGAGGGGAAGCAGCUGCACUAUGGGGAGCGGCAGACAGAGGGGCACUUUGGAGGCACCGAGAGGGAUAUACCAGCAACAGGGAGCGCGCGUGCAGGGCGCAGCAAAGGGAGGGAGAAGAGGAAGGUGGAUGUGGCAUGGCGUGUGGGCAAGUCAAAAGACGCCCACCUGUCGGAAGCACCCAGGAAGGAGCAGGUCGAUACCUUUGACUCGGAGCUCCAAAAUCUGGAGAGCAUGGCUGCCUCUGUGGCGGAUGAGCUUGAAUUCUUCCACGAGAGGGAGCUGGAGCUGCAGCGAGUGGUCAACGCAACGCACUUUAGAAUAACAUGCAUGAGUCUCGCUUCUCUUCUCGUCUGCAUCUCCCUCACAGCCCUUCAAUUCUGGCACCUGAAAUCAUUUUUCCACCACAAAAAACUUUUGUAA
Molecule: messenger RNA, 561 nt
Organism: Closterium sp. Yama58-4
Lineage: Eukaryota; Viridiplantae; Streptophyta; Zygnematophyceae; Desmidiales; Closteriaceae
Source: the annotation of a GenBank genome assembly